This is a messenger RNA of Lytechinus pictus (painted urchin), 4955 nucleotides long. RefSeq names its product protein extra-macrochaetae-like. The record is from RefSeq and is a predicted model, not a curated record. Gene Ontology annotation, cellular component: nucleus; cytoplasm. Lineage: Eukaryota; Metazoa; Echinodermata; Echinoidea; Temnopleuroida; Toxopneustidae. The transcript is spliced from 3 exons. Gene Ontology annotation, molecular function: transcription regulator activity; protein dimerization activity. Bases 2714 to 3340 code for a protein of 208 amino acids. Gene Ontology annotation, biological process: negative regulation of transcription by RNA polymerase II; cell differentiation; circadian regulation of gene expression.
UUUGAAAAAUAUUUUAUUUUCAUGACAAUGUUCUGUAGCCUGUUGGCUCGCCUGAUGACUUUGGGGAUUUCGCCCUAUUUUUUAUUAGGUGACAUAUACGAGAAGCACAUCCAUUCGCCCCCCCCCCCCUAUAUUUCUCUCUUUCAGUCUCUACUAGGAAUAAUCAUGUCUGUUGUCACGAUCAGACAGAUUUGAGAAUUCCAUCACUCUGUUAUCAGGUCAUCAAACAAAGUCAAAAUUUGUUCAGCUUGACACCCGUCACUGCCAAGUUGCUCCCCCGGGGGAGCCCGCGCUGGAGGAGGACUGCCCGUCCUGUUCGGCAAAUGGUCUGAACUUUGCCCGAAACGACGUGUUCCUUGAGGAGAGAAUGAUGAUGGUAUCUUAGAUUUUUCGAUAGAGAAAAUAAUUUUCUCUUCUAUUUUAUUCAACAUGUAACAGUUACGAAAACAAUCUAAAAACAUAAAGAGAAAGCAGGAAUAUUCCUUUUGGACAAUGUUAGGUGUUUUAACAGUAAUUGCAUGUAUAUGCCACAAAUUAAAACUGCCCCAAAAAUAAUAUUUUCACACCAUGUACAUCUUCUCUUAUAUUAAUACUCCUAAUUGGGUCUGAUUUUGAAAACGUAAAUAACGAUUUAUGAAAACCUUUUCAAUAGUGAAAGUGGAUUUUAUCAAUUGCUUUUAUCAAUAUCAUAUGAUUUAGCGAAAUGCCGCCCCCUUGUGUUCGGUCUUAGCGAUAUAAUUAAGAUAGUGAAGGUUGUGACUACAAUUAUGGCAUUUGAGUAUAUUUACCGGGUUAAGUAAUUAUUAACACCACUGUUGAUAGACAGGCAAUAUGCUAUUCACUUGCACAUGACAAUGUCCUCUAUGCUUUGAAAACAUCAUUAUGAGUCUAUAAUGAUUUUCACGCGAAAACUAAGACGAUUUCAUCAAGAACCCUGAAAUGUUUAUGUUGGUCUUAAUGAAAUUUCUGGUGUUAAUAAAAGAGGAGAGUGACAGCAUUGUUUUGAUAAACGCCUUUACUUUACUGGGAAACCCCCUCUGAGUAACGACCAUGACAUGACGCGUCUCUAAUUUGUUUGUUUGUCAUGUUAGUUUGAACUUGUAUGAAUGUCAUUUCAUCAAUCACCAUCCUGGCGCUUUCAGCGUUGAACUUGGAAAUGACCACUGGAAUAUUUAUAAUCUUUUAGUGAAGAACUUCUUUUUAUUUAAAUUUAAGCUAAUUCCGUUAAUCGUUCCGACGAAUCUGUGAAGAUAAUUGUUGUCUCAGUCGUUUCUACGAAUUUCAAAGCUCAGCUAAUUCCUAAUUUGUUGCCGAGGCCAUUUCUAGUUAUAACAUUCUGGUAUGCAGGAUAUCGUCUUUGCUAAUUUGAACUACAUGUACGUGCAAUUUCAAUCAAAGGAUAAACUCGAACGAUUUAGACUGGCAAUUCUAUCGGAUUUUAAUAAUUAUGAUGACAAUUACAAGGGAAAUGUAUAUUUAGGCCCUAUAUAAUAUUUCGAAUGACUGUAUCUACUAGUAAGACUGCAACGAUAAGCUGCAUUUUUCACACAAGGAGUAAAAAUCAGUAUUAUAAUCUUUAAAAAAAAAGAAGUAAAGAAGAAACCAUUUGGAAACGAGCGAGCAAAACGACCGAGCUGAGGAUAUAUGCCUACAUGUGUACCCCUCCGCAUAUUUUGACAUGACCCUGAACUUCCUGAAGGAUAAAGAUGCAAAUUACUUUGGGUUACUUUUUAUUUGAAAAAAAUGUAAUGGAAAGGGUAGGUUUAUGAAGGCGCUGUCACCCACACCGCCCCCUCCCCUCCUGUUGCGUACCGAAAUGCGACAGUGCAGUGUAGCUUUCUGAUCAUAUAAUUGUACUGGUUAAUUGGCAAGUAGAAUCCCUGAUCAUAAUAUUAGGACUUUGUUUUUUAAAUAGAGCUUCUUUCAAGUGCAAUCUUAUCUCGAAGAUGAACAUAAAAUCUUCUAAAGAUCUAUAGAUAAAUUUUGAUUGGCCUCUGUCAAUGGGGCCAACAGAUAACACGAGGGAUAGGUGAUCGCCCGUAAUUAAUCAAAUGCUGCAAUAUGAUUGGUCGAGUCCGGCUGUGCGAUGGUAGUCGUAAUUUACCCCAGCGUGAAAUAGUCCCCGAGGUCCUGCGUGACUUCUCAUGACACACAAUUCACGACAGUGCACGUACACUAUAUCGCCCGCAUACUAUUGCCUGCAUGCCAUACGGCUGUGCGUACGAGCCUGGAACGUGUGUGUGUAUUUUGCAUGCACCGAUGCGUACAGUGCGAUAUACCUGGCUUUCUCGCUUAUCGGUGGAGUACAUUCCUGACGAUACUCACAAGCCGAUAGUCCUUGAUUACAGAGAACACGUAUUUCUUUCAUCUGUCGCUCAUUGACAUUUUUUUAUCAAGCGUCCUAAUUUCAAAGUUUUGGAGUGCUUUCUCUGCUGCGAUCUGGAGAUAAAGUACAUAAGUGAAUACAUCCCAUGUCUAUUUCAAAGUGAUUAUCUCGCUCAUUAGUUGCUUUCGAGUCACAUCCUGCUAUGAAAUAAAACUCUGCAGCUGCAGUGCUAAUUUUCGAAUUUCCACACAGUCCAAGUCUCAAGAGCAGUAAUCUAUUUCAAGCAUCGGAUACAAGCUCAGAAACGUUGACAGUGAAACGUCUUCUUGUGAAGACAUUUAUUGCGAUCAUCAGUUACUAGGAAGAGAUAUUCGAAUCACAGCCAUCAUGAAGCAACCACAGAUGCAGACGGCUGUACAACACCAGCAGUAUCCAGCGAACCUCCAUCACACGCUCCCCUUGCACGCCGGCGGAGAAAAGAAGCAGAAACGCGCUGGAGUCUCAAAUUUCACCAUGUCGGAUUGUUACGAAAAACUGAAGCAACUGGUGCCGACAAUCCCCAAGAACAGGAAAGUCACGCGAGUAGAAAUCCUGCAACAUGUCAUAGACUAUAUCCAGGACUUGCAGACGGCGUUAGAAGGAAAGAAUAUCGAUGUGAAAAUGAUGGGGAGCGUGAAUGCGCUUACCGGGAUGAUCACUGACUCUAUGGCCAUGCCCGCCCCGGCCGCUUCCAACAGGAUGCCGUUCACUACCAUAGUCCCUCAGCAACAGGGCCAUCAGCAGAUGACAUGCCCGCCAGCCACACCGCUCGGGGUACACACACAGAGUAACGCGAGACAACAUCAGCAGCAAUGCUACCCUCAACAAACAUCUCUCUUUCAUCAUCAGGGAUACAGUGAUUAUCAUCAAAGACAACAGAUGAACAUGAUGUCGCAUCCGGGUAGCAGCAAGCUCACUCCCCACCCUUACGAGACUCCCGAAAGUUCACCGGAGUCGAGGCCGUGCAGCUGCUAACAAGAUUUCUGAAUAGUCUCGCAAAGCUUGGACUUCCUUCUCCCGAUACAACCACAGAUGGUCCCGUUCUGGUAGGUUUAGCCUCUGGUCACUCUCCAGCCUAGCUGAAGACUUAAUUUCGGUCCAAACGUCUGGACUGUAUGAUGACCAUCGACCAACCGUUGCUUUUGAGGCGACCAAAGAUUCGGUAGUGACGUCAUGAUUUGGAAGGUGAAAUCGCUUUUCACGUGCGUUCCACGUUUUAUUGAAAAGGACAAUAUAAAAUGAUGUGGACACUGGACCUUGCGAAAGGACUGUAACGGAAAGACCGACACCAAGCAGUGUGACGUCAUCACAAUCUUGCAGAUAUGAACAAAUGAACGUUAUUAAACACGUCUCGAAAAUGGAAGAAAGGACAUUUAUAGGAGAAUAAAUUAAUUUAGACAAAAAUAUGAGAUAUUAUUUAAGACUAUGUAUUGUUCUGUCUAGUACAAUUGAAUAUGGAUUGUACAUAUUUCAAAUGCUAUGAUGAAUGUCAACACAAAAUGGCCAUGUCCAUUGACUGCUCAGAGUUGCAUUAAAUUAUGAGCAGUCAUUGGACGUAUUAUAUAUGCACUUCUCCGUGAUUACUAUUUGUAUAUAUUGAACUGUUUAUCACGAUGUAGUCAUGCAUAUACCAUGUUUGGCGGUUCACACUUUAUAUAUAUGUUUAUGUCAUUGCCAAAACUUGUCGCUCAAUGUUUUAUGAAUGAUUUCAUUAAUAUUUGUGAUACUUAUAAUUGAAUAUAUUGUUGUUUGCUCCCCUCCAUGCUUGCCAUGACUCGGUAGGGGGUUUAUUCCAAUCAAAGUAUUUUAGCAAAGGUAUUAAGCGCAUAUUGAAAUGUUGAUAUCCUCAGUAAAGAAUUUAUCAGUUUUAGGAUUCUGAAAAAUUUGAUAAACGUUAACAAUGGAUUUUAGGAGUUUCCUUUAUUAUAUCUCGUCCAAAAUUAAACAUCCAUUCAUUAAAUGGAAAAACAUCUCACCAUAGAUUAUAUAUCGUUAAGAUUGGAAUAAAUUAUACUUGUUAUUGCACAAUGGUUACAUAUUGUAUGUCCCAUUUAAGUUAGGAAUGUAAAUCCCGGCAUGAAUCAGAUAACAACUAUUUGCCAAAUUCCUUCAUAUUGAGGCGAUUGUUCGUACUCGCUGUGAUUAGAACACGCGUGUGAAAAAUCAACAAAAUAAAACGGAUCAUAUUCGAGGUUUGUUUAUCCUGUGCUGUAUUGUUCAAGUGGGCGUAUUCAUAUCUUGAUAAGACACCUUUCUAAUAAAUCAUUAACCUGGUUUAAAUGCAGCGGAAAUAUAUUCUGAUCACGCUAAGAACAUAACCGGAAGACAUUUUAAGUGGUUAAGAUAUAUUUUUCAAUCAUGGUCAAGAGAAAAUCAACCGAUGCAAUUCAUGUAUCAAGCACAAGUUGAAAUAAGUACGUUAAUUAUAUAUCCCUUUUUAUUUCACUGGUAUGAAUUUUCUUAUGAUUUCUAAUUUCAUAUUUUGAUGUAAUUUUGUACUGUGAAAUUAUGUUCUCGGUUAUUGCCGAAUAAAAAAAAAAGGAUUUCGAGAAAAAAUACGUGUCAUUAAAAAGUUCCAUUGAAUUCAAAA